Monodelphis domestica (gray short-tailed opossum) is the source of this 2978-nucleotide messenger RNA. RefSeq names its product aldehyde dehydrogenase 6 family member A1 (gene ALDH6A1). The record is from RefSeq and is a predicted model, not a curated record. Gene Ontology annotation, cellular component: mitochondrion. Gene Ontology annotation, molecular function: methylmalonate-semialdehyde dehydrogenase (acylating, NAD+) activity. Lineage: Eukaryota; Metazoa; Chordata; Mammalia; Didelphimorphia; Didelphidae. Gene Ontology annotation, biological process: thymine catabolic process; L-valine catabolic process.
AUUGGUCAGAAUCAAGGGCCUCCUCCUCCUCCUCUUGGCCAAUGGAGAGACGACGGAGGCGGGGUCAGGCUGUGGGUCAGACUGAUAACCCACCUGGUGUCAGACCAAGUCGGAUGGCAAUGGCGGUGGUGGUGGUUGCUGCGGCUGCGGGUUUACGGACCCAGAUGCUUCGGGUUUCUUCUAAGAUACCUACCUGGUACCCAGCAACCUUUUUUUCCUCAUCUUCAGUGCCAACAGUCAAACUUUUCAUAGAUGGGAAAUUUGUUGAAUCUAAAACUGACAAGUGGAUUGAUUUUCACAACCCGGCUACAAAUGAAGUGAUUGGUCGAGUUCCCAAAGCCACACAGGCUGAAAUGAAUGCUGCUGUGGAGUCCUGCAAACGUGCUUUUCCCUCCUGGGCAGAGACAUCUGUACUAAGCCGCCAGCAGAUCCUGCUGCGUUAUCAGCAGCUUAUCAAAGAAAACUUGAAAGAAGUUGCUAAGUUAAUCACUUUGGAGCAAGGGAAGACCCUGGCUGAUGCUGAGGGAGAUGUGUUCCGAGGCCUUCAGGUAGUUGAACAUGCCUGUAGUGUGACAUCCCUCUUGAUGGGAGAGACCAUGCCUUCCAUUACCAAAGACAUGGACAUUUACUCCUACCGCCUACCUUUGGGUGUAUGUGCAGGCAUUGCUCCAUUCAAUUUUCCUGCCAUGAUUCCUCUCUGGAUGUUCCCCAUGGCCAUGGUGUGUGGGAAUACCUACUUGAUGAAGCCAUCUGAACGAGUACCUGGUGCAACAAUGUUCCUUGCCAAGUUGCUGCAGGACUCUGGUGCCCCAGAUGGGACACUGAAUAUCAUCCAUGGGCAGCAUGAAGCUGUGAAUUUUAUUUGUGAUCAUCCGGAUAUAAAAGCAAUCAGCUUUGUGGGCUCCAACCAGGCUGGAGAGUACAUCUAUGAGAGAGGGUCAAGAAAUGGCAAGAGAGUUCAAGCAAAUCUGGGAGCUAAGAAUCAUGGGGUGGUCAUGCCAGAUGCCAAUAAGGAAAACACUCUGAACCAACUGGUGGGAGCAGCUUUUGGAGCUGCAGGGCAACGCUGUAUGGCACUGUCUACAGCCAUCCUGGUAGGGGAAGCAAAGAAAUGGCUGCCAGAACUUGUGGAGCGUGCAAAAAAGCUUCGGGUCAAUGCUGGAGACCAGCCGGGAGCUGAUUUGGGCCCUCUAAUCACCCCACAAGCCAAAGAACGAGUUUGUCAUAUCAUUGAGAGUGGAACAAAGGAGGGAGCCUCAAUUCUUCUAGAUGGAAGAAAAAUUAAAGUUAAAGGCUAUGAAAAAGGCAAUUUCAUUGGACCAACCAUCAUCUCAGGCGUCAAGUCAAAUAUGACCUGCUACAAAGAGGAGAUUUUUGGUCCAGUUCUAGUGGUUAUGGAGGCAGAGUCUUUGGAUGAAGCCAUCAAGAUGGUGAAUGACAAUCCAUAUGGAAAUGGAACUGCUAUCUUUACCACCAAUGGAGCCACUGCUCGAAAAUACUCUCACUUGGUGGACGUGGGGCAGGUGGGUGUGAAUGUCCCUAUUCCAGUGCCUUUGCCAAUGUUCUCAUUUACGGGCUCUCGCUCUUCCUUCAGAGGAGACACCAAUUUUUAUGGCAAACAGGGCAUUCAAUUCUAUACACAGCUAAAGACCAUUACUUCUCAGUGGAAAGAAGAAGAUUCCUUGCUAUCUGCACCUGCUGUAGUUAUGCCAACUAUGGGCCAUUAAAAAUAACUUUUAGCAGACUUUUUUCCAUCCUGAGUAACCACUCUAUCUACUUAACCAUCUCUCUAAAUCAGCUUGCCAACUGCAGUUAGAUUAUCCACACACAGUGCUUUGGAAAUGGAGUACUCUAGCCAUAUCCUCCUUAGGACCUCCUUUCCCUAUAUAGUGAUUUUGUUACAAUACUGAGACAGACACCUGGUGGUCAGAUUUUCAGUCUGGGCCUUUCAGUUGUGAAGUGACUUUUAACUGUGGAAUUCUUAUAUAAAGGGAGAAACUGAGGAAUGGAGUCAGGGGACAUUAGGGUCUCCAAAGAAGACCUUCCAAUAAUUGGUGAAAGAAGCCUUAAAACACAAUAGAACUGGACACUGUCUACUUUUUGGUCCCCAAAACAUAACCCUCCAUAAUAGUAUUAGUGAUUUACUAACCAUUUUUUUAAUGGUUCUAUCUUCUACUUCAAAUUGCCAUGGCUACAAACACUUUUCCCCCAGAGUACUCUGGAAAAAUAACUUUUUUGUUCAACUAUUGUACAUUAGAAAAGUGGACAUAAACACAGUGCAUUAUUUCAGCAAACUAUUCCAAGAGUUUUAUUAGACUUAGAAAUAAUGAGAUCUUACUGUGAGAUGUAGAAGGAAUCUUUCAGAAAUAAGUUUUAUUAUCAUAUUUCUUUCUGUCUUAUAGGGAGGAACUCUACUUUUCAUGUAUAUGCUCUUCUGAACUCUCAUCUAUUUUUCAUCAUUUGAGCAGAGGGCAUUUCAUUUAUAGUAAUCUCUUGGCAUAAGAGAAAUUUCAAUUCUUUCCAUGACACAAAGAUAUUAUAAGGCCUGGACUGUAUUAUCAUGACAGCAAUUAUGACUGGCAUGCUUUGUUUCAAGUGACCUUAUGCUAGCUUUCCUUUCUUGAUCAGAAUGGAACUAAAAGAUAAAGAUGUUGACUUUGAGUAGAUCUUCUCUUUUUUUCCUGCUGCUUCUAUAUGUCUUCUAUAUCCUUUUAUUGUGGUAUAUAUAUCAUCAGCCAGUGAACACAUUUGCAAGCUCAAGUAUUCAUCACAUAGGAGCCUUUGACUUUUGGAUGGGGGCUGGAUCACUUAUAGGAUAAUCAGAUUUAAAUCAAAUCAAGGGAUUUUGGAAAUGAUCUCAUCUAAUGCUAUCUUUUUAAAUAUGAGAAACUUACUUGUCUUUGUCUCCAGUUAAGUUGUCUUGACCUUAACUCACUGGAGUAUUUAGUGAAUUAAAGAUUUUCAGUUAUUUUAAAACA